AGGCCCGGUGCAAAACACAUUGUUAUCCAAAGAAAAUAUGAACAGUUGCGGAUCAAUUUAAAGUGAAUCUACUUUGUAUGUAAAUAGUGGUUAUGGCAGACGAAAGAUUCCAGUACGAGUCAUCUAUCUCGAAUGACGAUCAUGUCGAACCGGAUUCCGUCGAGGAUGCCGUUACCACAGAAAUGAGAGAACUUGAUGAGCAGGUUGAGGAGAUCGAAGCACGGGUUAAGUCGAUAGAAGAAGAACAUCGUAGGGAGAUUAAUCGUGUGUUGUAUGAUUUUCCAUCGGAGGAACUGUCCGUGUCAACUGGGAUUGAUCAGAGAAUAGAAACGGAUACUCGCUCCAUCUACAUUGGAAAUGUUGAUUACGACGCUACGACUGAGGAGUUGGAAGAUCUGUUUCGUGACUGCGGUACCAUCAAUCGUGUGACCAUUCGUCGCAAUAUCGUCGGUCAAUCGAAGGGCUUUGGCUACAUCGAGUUUGAUGCCAUAGAAUCCGUCGCACUGGCGACUGCGAUGACUGGAACUCUUUUCCGUGGGCGUCAAAUAAAAGUAGAACAGAAACGCACCAACCAGCCGGGGAUGUCCACAUCUAAUCGAUUCUCGCGCCAACUUCGAGGACGAGAAUCACCAAUGAGCUCACGAUCGUCACGCGCAACGAACAGCAGAUACCGCGGAAGAGCUACAUUCUAUGAACCAUAUUAGGAUCGGUCAAUCCGAAUCAAUGUUGUUAUAUAGUGGUGAACUUAAGAUUAUAAUUUUUAUAUAAAAACCAAAUCUUCAGAAAUAA
Molecule: messenger RNA, 789 nt
Organism: Toxorhynchites rutilus septentrionalis
Lineage: Eukaryota; Metazoa; Arthropoda; Insecta; Diptera; Culicidae
Product: polyadenylate-binding protein 2-like
Exons: 1
Coding region: 93-704 (203 amino acids)
Molecular function (GO): RNA binding
Source: RefSeq, a predicted model, not a curated record